Molecule: messenger RNA, 1680 nt
Organism: Anoplophora glabripennis (Asian longhorned beetle)
Lineage: Eukaryota; Metazoa; Arthropoda; Insecta; Coleoptera; Cerambycidae
Product: putative leucine-rich repeat-containing protein DDB_G0290503
Exons: 4
Coding region: 19-1680 (553 amino acids)
Biological process (GO): receptor recycling; retrograde transport, endosome to Golgi; endosome organization
Cellular component (GO): early endosome; trans-Golgi network; recycling endosome
Source: RefSeq, a predicted model, not a curated record
UCUAGAUAAUCUAUUAAUAUGGCUGAAGACAAUGCAAUGAACCCGAAAGUGUCGGGAUAUCUUGAAAAGAAGAGUAAAAUGAAAAUGAUGAAUUCCUAUAAAAGAUACUGGUUCGUAUUAGAAGGCAGACUUUUACUUUAUUAUCGAUCGAAAGAUGAAUACGAAGCAAUAUCACCAUGUAAAGGAUCAAUAAAUCUAGGACCAGCAUGUAACAUCAAAACAUGUCCGUCAACAAGCGGAGUAUAUGUCUUUCAAAUAGAAACCAGAACAUCAACUACAACGUUGAGAGCUGAUAAUAGAGAAGACCAAAACCGAUGGAUGCAAGGAAUAAUGUCAGCUUUAAAUCAAAACAAAAAUGCUAAGAAACUAAGCCACUUCCGUUAUUCUCUAGAUGAAUUGUCCCAACAAGCACCAAAUAAAAAUGCCUUAAGAAGAAAAAAUACUAUACCGCCACAGUCAGACUCAUCAAAAAAUGAAUCCGAUAAUGAUAAAGGAAUUAUACGAAGGUUGCAAAAAAUCGGAGCCCAUUCUUAUGGUGGAAGCAUGGGUGCAAUUAAUCAAAUAGAAAGUAAAAGUCAAAAAGCAAGCAGUUCUACCGAAACAGAAAAUUUAUCUUCCUUCAAAAGUAGUGUGUCAGUAGAAAACAAUCAGUAUGGUAUGAUAAAGAAAAAUACUAAUUCUGAAAACACUGAAAUCAGAAAAGGACCACGCCUUAACGAAAAUAUUUAUGAAAGAAUAUCGGGUGAUUCUUCGAUAUCAAUAAAUAGUAAAGAAGUUAAUUAUUGCAUCCGUGAUCAAACUAAUAUAAAUUAUAAUGAAACUUCGGCAAUAAAUACUAAAAUUAUGUCAUGUGAUACGGAAAAUAACAGUAGGCCAACUACUUUUCUGUUAGAAAACGAAACAUACGGAGGAAUUCCGUUAAAUUCUGAAAACAAUGAUUCACAAAAUAGAAUUAGACAAACUAGUUUUAUUUUAGAAAAUAAUCAGUACUGCGAUAUAGAAAAAAUAAUAAAAUUUCCAGAUUCAGAAGUAAUAUAUGCAGAACCAAAAUGUAGUUCUGCCACUGAUCACAAUAAAAAUAAUUUGACGUUAAAUAAAAUAAAAGGAGAAGAAAAUGCAUACUCGAUUAUUAAACUAUACGAUUCUGAAAAAAAUACUGUUAAUUCUCAAUAUGAAGACACAAAAAAAUGUGGAGAUUAUUUAGAAGCAAAAUAUCAAUCUAAGAAAAAUACAAAGCUUAAAAAACACAAAUCUAAAAACCAAUCCAAAACCAUUAUAAGCGAGAAUAAAAAGGAAUUCAAACUAAAAAAGUCUUCUAGUUUUAUCAAUAGAGUUUGGAGAAAGAAAAAAAAACACACUGAGGAACUGUAUGAAAAUAUUCCAGAUUCCCCUGCGGAUAAAAUUGGAUUUACAGAUGAUGUUGCUGUGCAAAUGUUAUCAGAACUUCAGAAUCUAUUAGAAAAUAAAAUGCCUCUGUUACUCGAACAAUGUUCAAAACCUCAGAAUGACAAUCCAAUUAAUGAAGGUCUUUGUAGAAGUGCAAGUGAAAAUACUCUUAUGGAUAACCCUCAUAUGGACAAUGCAGCUACCGUCCAAAUGUUGACGGAGUUACAUAAUAUAUUGAAAGACAAAAAACCAAUUUUAUGUGUAAGUACAAACUUUGAUUUGAUCAAUAGAUAA